Pyricularia grisea is the source of this 840-nucleotide messenger RNA. RefSeq lists its product as uncharacterized. Gene Ontology annotation, biological process: protein phosphorylation. Gene Ontology annotation, molecular function: ATP binding; protein kinase activity. The record is from RefSeq and is a predicted model, not a curated record. The annotation marks the transcript as partial. NCBI's taxonomy places the organism in Eukaryota, Fungi, Ascomycota, Sordariomycetes, Magnaporthales, Pyriculariaceae. The transcript has a single exon.
AGGCCCUACUGCACACAAAGGUGCCUGUUAGGGCUCGUCCAGGGCGGGUUCCUCGACGUGAAAUGCCCCAACGUGGCGCUACAUAGACAGCCCAACUCUGACAGCAACCGCCAUCAUGGCUUGAGCCGCGCCUGUGUUCGUCACCCAAUCAACCACGCCCAUUUCCUCUCUCUUCUCCUAAAGCAGCUGAAAUGGACACUAGACGAUGGGAUCACGCCUUUGGGGCAGGGAGGUGCACGCGGCGUAUUAUUCAAGAUCUGGCUGAUUGAAUAUGGUUAUACCUUUGUCGGCAAAGGCACGAUUCAGGCAUUUGUCAAAGACCUUGAGCACGAGGCGGCGGUAUACAAACGGCUGCAUCCCAUCCAAGGUAUACAUGUGCCCGUCUUCCUCGGGGUCGUCGACCUUCGGUCGAUGAACAGGAUAUAUUACUAUGACCACCGGGUCUAUGUAGUACACAUAACGCUCUUGUCCUGGGGCGGAUGUGACCUUGACGCGACAGAGAUUGUGGGUAGUCGGGAGGGACAGUUCAAAGGGAAGGCGAUGCAGUCGUUGCUCGCAAUUCAUCAACUGGGAGUAGCACACAUGGAUGUACGGGGAGCAAACAUGCUUUUUAACACAGAGGUCAACGGUGUUAUGAUGAUCGACUUCGAAAGAGCACUACUGCUGGAGCCACCUCGGUCUCCAUUGGGCCAGGUGGUACCGAACAAACGAAGAUGGAAGCCAAAUGUGGUAUAUUCCAGCAAGUCGAGGAAGCCGGUUGGUCGAAGUCAUGUUAGCAGGGUAUUUUCCGAGGACAUCGGGCUGAUGAAGAUGGCCUUUGACAGGCCGCAACCGUUUUAA